GGCUAACAAAAGAGAGCUUCCUUUCGGCCUUUCUAACCAGCUCAAGCCCGGAUCCGUCUUAACCCACCAAGAUCGAUCGGUCCUUUGCACGAGCCAGGAGACACACCGCGACCGUCCACCACGCCUGGGACGGACAAACGAACCGGCAGCCUGCCGUUCGGCGCAAACAAACCCCCUCCCCUUCCCUCGGCCGCGCGCCACGCGGACGGCGACGGAUUCGAUAACACCUGGCACACGUCGCCGCACAGGGUUGCGACAGCCACGGAGAACGAUGCCGUCAGACGACUACGCGGGCUUCGUUCCCGGAGCGCUCAAGCUCAAAGGCGCCAAGGUCACAAAGUCCAAGAAGAAGAAAAGCAAGGCCAGCAGCAGAGAAGCAGAACAAGCAAUCAGUAACGCUGUGGCCGUGGUGGGCACAGAUGAUGAUGAUGAUGCAGGUCGGGGAAAGAAGCAGCGGGUGCAAAGGUCGCGGUCGCCUGGAGACAGCAGCAGAGAGCGCAGGCGCGACGACGACGACGAUGACGACAACAAAGAUCAUGACAGGGCCGAGUCCUCGGGAACAAGGUACAGGACCAAGGCCGAACAAGCACGCGAGGAGGCACAGCGUCGGCGGAUGCUGCAGAUGAUGGAGUCUGGCAAGGCGAAGCCAGAGCUCCUGAAGACGCACAAGGAGCGCGUCGAGGAGCUCAACACGUACUUGUCACGGCUCAGUGAGCAUCAUGACAUGCCAAAGAUUGGGCCUGGCUGAGAGACGACAUGGGAAAGAGUGUUCGGAGAAGCAGGCCAUUGGAGGAAACACCACAGCUCAGACUUGAUUGCGGAUCUCUGGAGGCAGAGAGUCGAAUGGUGAUGGUUACUGCCGCAGUCAUACGA
Messenger RNA from Microdochium trichocladiopsis, 873 nucleotides. RefSeq lists its product as uncharacterized. The transcript has 2 exons. The record is from RefSeq and is a predicted model, not a curated record. Gene Ontology annotation, cellular component: nucleolus. Bases 272 to 748 code for a protein of 158 amino acids. NCBI's taxonomy places the organism in Eukaryota, Fungi, Ascomycota, Sordariomycetes, Xylariales, Microdochiaceae.